AAUCUGAGACGUUUAUAUAAUGAAACAGGACAGCAGGAGACCGAAGGUCAAAUGGACCAGGUGAAAGAUAAAUUUACUGCAGCAGCAUCAUAGACACAUAGUAUCCACGAUACAGCGCUCACAAGAACUUAACUUGAACAGAAUUGUAAAAAGAGAAGAGAAUUUGAACGAGUCUCAAGACAGUCCAUUGCAGCGUAAAUUCAUCAAAGUGGUGCUGUCUUGAGGUGGAGAGGAGCGUUGUUCAGGUUUGUUAAAAAGCUGGACCGCUGUUACGAUGAGAUGAAGACGUCUCUGUGCGUGAUCCACUGGAACCGGGGUGCUGAGGACACAGCAGCAUUUAUUGAUCUGUUCCGUCUGCGGGAAGUGAUUCAUCGAAGCUGAUGAUACGUCAGGAAACUCACAGCAGUGAGAGGUCGAUCAGGGAUUCACUCACUCAGCUGACUCGCCGAGACACCGGUGGGCUGACACAAGGGAGAGAGACUGUUCAAUUGUUCCGUGUGUGGGAAGAGAUUCACUCGGUAACCUGAUCUGCUGACACACGAGCCAGUUCUCACUGCGGAGAGGCCGUUCACCUGCUCAGGCUGUGCGAAGGGAUUCACUCAGUCAUCCCAACUACAGAGACAUCAGCGAAUACACACACGAGAGGGGCAAUCCCCCAACUCGGACUGUGGGAAUCACUCAGUCAUCCCACCUAUAGACAUAACUGUCGGUUCACACUGGGGAGAAGAUGUUCUCCUGCUCAGAGUGUGGAAAGGCAUUCACUCGAUCAUCUGACCUACUGACACACUGGUCAGUUCACACUGGGGAGAGGCCGUUCACCUGCUCAGACUGUGGGAAGGGGUUCAGUCAGUUAUCUCAACUGAAGGUACACCAGCGAGUUCACACAGGGGAGAGGCCGUUCACCUGCUCAGAGUGUGGGAAGGGCUUCACUCGAUCAUCUAACCUACUGGCACACUUGCGAGUUCACACUGGGGAGAGGCCGUUCACCUGCUCAGACUGCGGGAAGGGCUUCAGUCAGUUAUCUAAUUUACUGGCGCACCAGCGCGUUCACACUGGGGAGAGGCCGUUCACCUGCUCGGACUGCGGGAAGGGAUUCAGUCACUCGGCCCACCUGAAGCAACACCAGCGAAUUCACACCGGGGAGAGGCCGUUCACCUGCUCGGACUGUGGGAAGGGCUUCAGUCGCUCGUCAGACCUGAAGCAACACCUUCGAGUUCACACCGGGGAGAGGCCGUUCACCUGCUCGCACUGUGGAAAGGGGUUCUCCCAGUCGUGCAACCUCGUGUCGCACUACCAAGUUCACACUGGGGAGCGGCCGUUCACCUGCUCUGAAUGUGGGAAAGGAUUCUGCCACUCGUCUUACCUGAAGAAACAUCAGCGAGUUCACACUGGGGAGAGGCCAUUCACCUGCUCCGAAUGUGGGAAGGGCUUCACUCAGUCAUCCCAACUGAAGGUGCAUCAGCGAGUUCACACCGGGGAGAGGCCGUUCGCCUGCUCAGACUGUGGGAAGGGAUUCACUCAGUUAUCAAACUUGUUGGCCCACCAGCGGGUUCACACUGGGGAGAAGCCUUUCACCUGCUCACACUGUGGGAAGGGAUUCACUCAGUUAUCUAACUUGUUGGCACACCAGCGAGUUCACACUGGGGAGAAGCCCUUUACCUGCUCAGAGUGUGGGAAGGGAUUCAAUCAUUCAGCCAGCCUCCAGAAACACUACGGAGUUCACACUGGGGGGAAAGUUUAAUAAGCUGCCUGGUGGAUAUUGAACCACCACAGUUGCUGAAUCCGGAGACAAGUUUGCAAAUGACUGCUCGUGUCUAACUCUGCAAUUACUACUGCUGUUCAUCAAACUAGGUCUGCACCCUGGUCACUGGGAAUGGGAGGAGUUUCUUCUGAUGUUCGCAUUUAAUGGGACU
Messenger RNA from Mobula hypostoma (lesser devil ray), 1913 nucleotides. Its product is annotated as zinc finger protein 436-like. The record is from RefSeq and is a predicted model, not a curated record. Gene Ontology annotation, cellular component: nucleus. Gene Ontology annotation, biological process: regulation of transcription by RNA polymerase II. NCBI's taxonomy places the organism in Eukaryota, Metazoa, Chordata, Chondrichthyes, Myliobatiformes, Myliobatidae. The transcript is spliced from 3 exons. The coding region runs from base 728 to 1741 and encodes 337 amino acids. Gene Ontology annotation, molecular function: DNA-binding transcription factor activity, RNA polymerase II-specific; RNA polymerase II cis-regulatory region sequence-specific DNA binding.